AUGUUCAAAGACGCGCCAUCACAGGAGCCUUCCCGCAGAGAGAAGCGCUCCUCCUGGCCCUGGAGGAUAGCAUGCCUCACCGUCGCGCUCUGGCUUCUCACGCGAUUCUCGAUCCCUCGCUGGAUCGCCGGCUCGCGAGGGCCCUGUCGACACCAUGAGACACCACACUCUUCCUUUGGCCAGUUCCCGGUCCCUGACGACCCGUUUUCGUUCCUCCCUUGCACAGGGAAGACUGCCUAUCCGCCAGUUGACGAUCCGAACCCAGCGCAGACCUGGGCGAAGCAGUUUGAUACGGAUCCGCGACACUGGCUCUGGGGGAGUCGUCAGUCGCCGGCACCGUCUACCAACGGCUCCGAUUCUUACUCUGGGCGCGGAAUUUUCCUCUGUGGCUAUCUUGAUGUCCCUCUUGACUAUACCAACGCCUCAGAGCCGCGUAUUGUCCGGCUUGCUGUGACCAAGUACCAGGUUUCGGGACUGGCGCGCGUCGGUGAUUCUGAUAACAACUUUCCAUCCGCGGGGAGGAAAAGUGCGCGGACCAUCGUCAUCAAUCCCGGUGGCCCUGGAGGAAGCGGGACCCAAUUUGCGUUUGUGUCGUCUGAAGAGAUGACAGGGCGUCUCAGCCAGGGCCAAUUCGAUGUUCUGGGCUGGGAUCCCCGUGGGAUCAACAUGUCGCAGCCCAUGCUGGCUUGCUUUCCCUACGAUGCCGACCGAGACCGCUGGAAUCUCCUGACAUCUCAGGCCCUCAAGGAAGUCGGUCGCCCGGAGACGCACUUGCAGCUUCUCGACACCAUGAACGAUGCGACGUUUCGUGCGUGUCACGAGCUGCAUGGGGAUCUGCCUCGGUUCAUGUCUACGGCCUUUGUCGCGCGCGACCUCGAAGAGAUCCGCAAGGCGCUGGGAGAGGACGAGCUGACUGGAUACUUGGUGAGCUACGGCACUCAUAUUGGCCAGGAAUAUGCCAGCAUGUUUCCAUCAAGCGUAGGUCGCAUCAUCCUCGAUGGCGUCGUCAACGCCAGAAACGAGCGCACUCUCGGUGGCUUCACCUGGCACAUGCUGGACAACGUGACGGAUGCUUGGCGAGAAGGUUUCCUAGGCGAGUGCAUCGCUGCAGGCCCGGCGCAUUGCGCGCUGGCCAAGCCACCGACCGGCCAGGACCAACCGGUGACUCUGGACAAACUUCAAGAGCGCUUAGAAUCCUUCAUUCACUCUCUCGCUGAGCAACCGGUCCCGGCUUACACGCCUUCCGGCGGUCCGUCUGUCGUCACCUACUCACAAGUAAUUGCCGCCAUCUUUAAAGCCCUCUAUAAUCCCCGAACCUGGCCAGGCCUGGCGGAAAUGCUAUUCCAGCUAGAGGCGGGCAACUCAACUCUAGCAGCCGAGUUCCUUCAGAAGCGCUGGCAGUACGACCCCGCCCUCCCUUGCUCAUCCGAUGAGAAGAAGCCAACGUCGUAUGAACUGGGGCUUCUGGUCAUCUGCGCAGAUGUGUACGACGCGCCGCGCCCGGCCAACCCCAUCGAGUGGUGGCAAUCAUACUGGAACAACAUCACGGCCAAGUCCUGGAUUGCGGGAGACUCGGGCUUAAGCUACGUUCUCCCUUGCCAGCGGUUCACCGACUACUGGCCCCAAGUCGCCGAGGUCUAUCGUGGCGACUUCAACAAGACCCUCAAAGCGCCUGUGCUUCUUGUUGCUGAGACUCACGACCCAUCCACACCGCUGCGCAAUGCAAGGGAAUUGUUGGCCGAGAUGGGCCUUAGCAACGCAAGACUCAUUGUGCAUCACGGCUAUGGACAUAGCUCUCGGGAUAAGUCCAAGUGUACUGACGACGCCGUGCGCGCUUACAUCCUUGAUGGAGUGUUGCCAAGCGACACGGAGACGGCGUGUUUUGCGGACGAGAAACCGUACAGCUAUGCGGCCGAUAAGUUACAAGCGCUGGAGGAACCGAAGGAUCAGUAUCUCGCGAUUUGGGCUGCACACUUGGACGACAUGGCUAGAUGGAACCUGCGCCUUUAG
Molecule: messenger RNA, 2010 nt
Organism: Purpureocillium lilacinum
Lineage: Eukaryota; Fungi; Ascomycota; Sordariomycetes; Hypocreales; Ophiocordycipitaceae
Source: RefSeq, a predicted model, not a curated record